CGUAAGACAACACCCUCUUGUCCAAAGAAACACAUAAUUUUCUUACAGAACAAGUCUCUGUCUUUUGCAAACUUUUUUUGACGAAAACAAAAAGAAAAAUGGAAGGGAGUAGAAGAACAGAACAAGUUGUGUUAUUGCAUAGCUUGAAAAGAUUGAUCGUCUCUUUUGUUUGUUGUCUUCCAGUGUCUCUUGUCGGUCUUCUUACGAUGCUUCUCUUAAUCUACAACAGUUUCUCUGUCUUCUCUCUUCAUCUUGAUCCAAUCCCACCAAUUAAACCCACUCCUUCACUUAAUCAACCCCAAGUUCUUCAACAUCAUACAUCAUCAGCAGCACCACUAGCAUCAUCAUCUAAGCCUGAUUCUUCGUUGUUGCUUGCGGUAAAAGAAACCACUUUAGGGUUCGCACAGAAGCAGAAAGUUUCCUCUAUCAAGACAGAGAAAAGAGACGAGUUAACCCCCGCGACGAGACAGAAGCCACAAGGAAAAACAAGACAGAGAUUCAAGACGAGGAUCAACUCAUUCUUGUCCAAAUCCUCAUGCGAGUCUCUGUUCUUCAUGACUUGGAUCUCAAGCCUCGAAUCUUUUGGUGUUAGAGAACGGUUCACCGUAGAGAGUCUCUUCAAAUCUCACCCAAACAGCUGCUUGAUCUUGGUAUCAAACUCACUUGACUGUGAGAGAGGAACACUAAUCUUGAAACCCUUUACGGACAAAGGGCUUAAGGUGCUUGCCAUUAAACCAGACUUCGCUUACAUCUUCAAAGACACAUCAGCAGAGAAAUGGUUUGAAAGAUUAAAGAAAGGAAUGUUCAGUCCAGGAGUGAUUCCAAUAGAGCAGAACCUCUCUAACCUUCUAAGAUUAGUCUUGCUCUACAAAUACGGAGGAAUCUACUUAGACACCGACUUCAUAGUCCUCAAAUCUCUCACCAAUCUCCACAACGUAAUCGGAGCACAAGCAGUUGAUCCCGUUACUAAACAAUGGAGCAGGCUUAACAACGCGGUGCUCAUCUUUGACAAGAACCAUCCUCUUCUUGAAAGGUUUAUCAACGAGUUCUCAGUAGCCUUCAACGGUAACAAAUGGGGUCACAACGGUCCAUACUUAGUAUCAAGAGUCGUUGCAAGAAUCAAUACUUCUUCAUCAUCAUCGGAGGAUUUGGGAUUCUCUGUUCUUCCACCAUCUGCGUUUUAUCCUGCGGAUUGGACUAGAAUCAGGAGAUUUUACAGAGCGUCUGGGAAUGAGAGCGAGGUGAAUUGUUCAAGGAAGAGGCUUACGCAAUUGCGUAAACAUAGCUUUGCUGUUCAUCUUUGGAACAGAGAGAGUAAGAAGCUUAGGAUUGAAGAAGGAAGCAUCAUUCACCAACUCAUCUCUGUUUCUUGCAUCUUUUGUAACUCUUCUUCUUUCACGUUUUAGUUAUUAAAAAGGCGUGUAAAGUAAGUUCUUUACAAGAGAAGGGACACAAACAAAAUCUUGAAGAACAACAAGAAGUAAUAAAACGACAAAAAACACAACAACUUAGUACUUGAAUCUAUUUCUCAUAUACAAGCAAGCACACAUCUAACCCAUAUAAUAUGAUUGAUCACAACAAGCAACAAUGGCCUAAUACAUUAAAGUAUAAUACAAGUAUAAACAACAAAGCUCUGCAAUCAGAGAGAUGGGAAUCAAUGUUUAGUCUAGGUCUACAUUGCAUAAUACAUCUAUGUCCAGUAGAAGCUUAGAUGAAAUUCUUAAAAUCAUAUCAAGAAUCUGUAAGAAGAGAAGAUGACAAUCUUGUUACCAGGUGGUUAUAAAGAGAAGAAUAGCACAUGAUCUAGACCCACUUGGUGUCAAGGCUCUUCCACAGCAUAAACAUCGGCUCGCUACCAUUAUGAAGAGCUGACUAGCUAAUAAGAGCAAGAAAGAACCUAUUCCGAGACCCGUUGCUAUAUCCUUCUCAUACACACAGUAGCUUGAAUCUCUUGAUUCAUUAACAACUUGC
Molecule: messenger RNA, 1971 nt
Organism: Raphanus sativus (radish)
Lineage: Eukaryota; Viridiplantae; Streptophyta; Magnoliopsida; Brassicales; Brassicaceae
Exons: 1
Coding region: 99-1406 (435 amino acids)
Source: RefSeq, a predicted model, not a curated record